Camelina sativa (false flax) is the source of this 906-nucleotide messenger RNA. RefSeq names its product protein Iojap-related, mitochondrial. NCBI's taxonomy places the organism in Eukaryota, Viridiplantae, Streptophyta, Magnoliopsida, Brassicales, Brassicaceae. Gene Ontology annotation, biological process: negative regulation of translation; negative regulation of ribosome biogenesis. Gene Ontology annotation, molecular function: ribosomal large subunit binding. The record is from RefSeq and is a predicted model, not a curated record.
GCAACCGAAAAAAAAAAGAAAAAGAAAAAAAAAAAAGCAAAAUCGCGAGAGGCGCAACACAACACCGCUCCGGUCAAUCAAAUUGGUAAAUUAGGGUUUUAAACCCAAUCGUGGCCAUUUUCGAAACCGUAACAAAGCUCAUCAAUCAUCAUGUUGACGGCUCUCCGAUCUCGUUGCUCAUCUCUUAUUCAAGAUCAAUCAUGGAAGCUAGGUUUAUCAUCUGCUCCGAAUCGCAUCUUAGCCUCCUCUCCAUUUUUCUCUUCAACCGCCUGGCCCAAAGAUGUCUCAGAGAUUCUCACGCUUCCCGAAGUGGAGAAGAUACUCGCCGACGUGAAAGCUGAUAACGUUACGGUAGUUCCAACUCACAAUCACUGCUUCUGGGCUGAUUACAUGGUCGUCGCCACCGGAAGAUCCGAUUGGCACUUAAAAAACAUCGCUCAAGCAUUAGUCUAUAAGGCGAAGCAAAAGCAGAAAGGAGCAAAACAUAUAAUGCUGCCAUCUGUGCAAGGGUACGAUAGCAAGUGGGUUGUCAUAGACUACGGGAAGUUUGUAGUCCAUGCACUUGAUGAGAAAGCCAGGGUUUAUUUCAAUUUGGAAAGCCUUUGGACUGCUGAAACAUCUGGUACUGAUUCUUCUGAUCUUCAGGAUCUUCAAAAGGCUUUUGUAAAGGUCAGACCAAUAAACAAUUCAAAAAGGAAACCGGCGAAAGUGAGUUCUUGAUUCGGUUCGAUGGACAUACAAUCAUCUUCUCGAGUCUAGACGGGUUGAGAAUAGGAAUUUAAGCCUAUUUUGUCAAUAACUUCCCUGUUUUUUUUUUUUUAAAGUCACAUGUCAAUUUUUUUUUUUUAAACAACAAGUGAAUAGAUUAGCUCAAAGGAGCCUCUCGUAAUAAAAAAAAGAAAAUUU